Molecule: messenger RNA, 2277 nt
Organism: Salmo salar (Atlantic salmon)
Lineage: Eukaryota; Metazoa; Chordata; Actinopteri; Salmoniformes; Salmonidae
Source: RefSeq, a predicted model, not a curated record
CUAGUCAGCAGCCUUCCAAUGUUUUGAUGUGUCAAUACAGGAUUUGAUAUUAAACCAUUAGCAACAUCAGAACACAGCUAGGUCCUGUCGACCCUCAGUUUGUAAAACCACAAAAAAAAAUGAGUAGCUAGCUAGCUAAGUGAUUGGAAUUGUUUACUUGCGGUAAAAUACCUAGUUAACGUUAACUAUGCCAGUUUUGACAUAUCAUCAUGUUAUGAGUUAUUGAAUUAAUCUUGCCCACUAAUUGCCCGUUAAUAUGCCCUUUCAAAAGGUGUAAUGAUGACCAAUUAACCUAGCAACUUUUUUUAUUGAUAUUAUCAGUGUCCAACAUCCUAUGUUGCCCGAAAAUCUGAAAAUGGUAGUGGAAAAUUGUGUUUUAUUGAGACGGCACACAUUUUCCCCGUUUUUUUUCCCAACGGACUGCCAUUAAAGCUAGUUAAGGAGGAAAAGUAUGCUUUUGCAGCCUGAUUGGAGGAUGCUUUAAGUACGGACCGGUCCACGGGGGACACAAGUAUGUUACCGACUGGGCAUAUCAAACCUAGACGAUAGUGCAGAUCUAGCGGCCACCAUCGGCUUCCUAGGCUAGUUACACCGUCUGAAACGAAGCACUACAAAAACGUGGAAAGUUAAUUUACAAGCCAGAAUAUUGAGUAAAAAUAAAUUUUACUCUACCGCAUGUCUGUGCAUUUGGUCCUUUUGCUGGUGGAAAUUGGAGACAAAAAAUCUGCAGGAAAGUAGCUAUUAUUUACGAUUACUUUUUAGAGUGCUGGUACCGCUGUUGACAUUUUUAUCAUCUGGCACAUGAGUAAAAAAUGAACACCAGCACGAUCACGGGACCCACGGUUUGAAGUCUGUUUAAUAAAUGUUCCUGUGGAUAUACAUUUCCACCUGCAGAAGGACCAACUGUCCAGACUACCUGUAGAACCAACGCCUUUACCACAGCUGCCUUAUUGCACUGCCAGCACCCCCUACAGGCUUCCUAACUCAGCGCUCACUGUCCCACCUUGCUGUCACCAUGCUAUUCCGUGGGGUCACAGCUCAACGCAUCAGCAAGACCAUCACCUUGUACCUGAACGAGACGGCACCACCUAAUCCUUCACCUGGGCCUCCCAUUGGGCCUCCCCUUGGCCCUCUGUCUGCCCUGAACGAUGCAGCAUGUACCCCACCAGCCCUUACCCCAGGCCCAACCAAGCCCCUGUUGCUAAUGCUUCCCUGGUUGGGGUCGCGACCCCAGGCUGUGGCCAAGUACUGUGAGAUCUACUUCCGUACAGGCUUCGACGUGCUCAUAGUGGAGAGCGAGGUGAGUCAGUUCCUGUGGCCGCGUUGGGGUCUAGACUAUGGAGCAAGGGUACUGGAUGUCCUACAGAGUGACCGCUUUGUGUCACGCCCCUUACUCGUGCACGCCUUUUCCAUAGGAGGAUACACCUUCACCCAGUUGCUGGUGCACAUGUCCCACGACACACAGAAGUACCACAGCUUCAUUAAGAGGAUCAAAGGCCACAUCUAUGACAGCCUAGUGCUGGGCUCACUGGAGAGGAUGGCUACCGGUCUGAGUAAGAACUUGUUCCCCCGGCUGGAGAGCCUGGUUAAACGGGCCAGCAUACUCUACUUCAGAGCCUUCAAAUGCCACACGGUCGACUACUUCAACACUGGCAUCGACGUCUUCAGGAACAACCCUGUCACCGCUCCCGCCCUCGUCUUCUUCUGCCAGAACGACGCGCUGUGCGACCCUGAGAGCAUGGAGGAGAUCAUCGCCUACUGGAGGAAACGAGGGAUGGAGGUGACGGACAGGAAGUGGGAGGAGUCAACACAUGCAGGCCACCUGAGACGACACCCGCAGGAGUACCUGUCCACCUUAGAGACCUACCUCCAGAGUCUCAGUAUGGUCCCUCUCAAGGCCAAGAUGUGACCCCAGGCAGGACUCACCCGACUGUGGUCCGGUCCAGAAACAAUCCCUAUUCCCAUCCACUACCCCUUAGGCCCUCAGCAUGGCCCACAUCAAGGCCAAGUUACCACAGGACACAGCUAUGGUCCAGUCCAGAAAUAGCCUCUAGCCCAGUGGUAUUCGAUGCUUUUCAGCCGGGACUUCUGGGGACCCCAUUUUUGUAGUGAAAAUUUCUCCCUACCCCACUUUAAAUCUAAUGACAACCUUAAAAUCAAAUUACCUAUAUUUUCAAAAUGAAAAGAAACCAGUAAAUAAAUGUACUCAAUAUUUUAUUUUUUAAAUGAUCUUGCUCAACAACAACAAAUAAUAUAUACACUACCGUUCAAAAGUUU